Molecule: messenger RNA, 2348 nt
Organism: Tupaia belangeri chinensis (Chinese tree shrew)
Lineage: Eukaryota; Metazoa; Chordata; Mammalia; Scandentia; Tupaiidae
Product: ornithine decarboxylase-like
Exons: 17
Coding region: 198-2348 (716 amino acids)
Cellular component (GO): cytoplasm
Molecular function (GO): catalytic activity
Source: RefSeq, a predicted model, not a curated record
UGACGCAGACAGCUGAACACAUCCUUUGGGAGAAGGUUCCAGCGAGGCAUUUAAAUCCGCAGCAGAGGGCAAGACUGCACCAGGAGAGUCGGCGGCCCCGAAGGCGGUGGGACCAGCCCCAGCUGGAGUCUGAGGAACAACCUGAAGCCCUGGACACCACAGACCAGCCUCCUGGGUUAUCUGUGAGGAAGCAGGGGAUGGGUACCAGGGUGCCGGGACUGUGCCUGGUGGAGAGCUCGGCUGGGGUGUCGGAAAGAAUCACCCCCGUUGUGGACCCGAAGGAGAGCCCAGGGCCCCCUGGAAGCGCAUGGCCCAAGGAGCUCACCGCGCUGAGGCCAGGGGAAUCCUCCCUGCAGCUGGUCCUAAGGAAGAUCCAGGAGCUCUCGGACUCGGACCUCCGGGACUCCUUCAUGGUGGCCGACCUGGGCGUGCUGGCCAGCCGCCAUCGAGCCUUCUGCCAGGCCCUGCCGCAGGUGUCGCCGUUCUCCGCGGUCAAGUGCAACAGCAGCUCCUGGGUGCUGCGUGUCCUGGCCGCCCUGGGCACCGGCUUCGACUGCGCCAGCCAGGGAGAGCUGGAGCAGGUGCUGGGCCUGGGCGUGGCCCCCUCGCGCAUCAUCUUCGCCAACCCCUGCAAGCCUGUCUCCCACAUCCAGUACGCUGCCUGCCACGGGGUGCGGCUCCUGACCUUCGACAGUGAGGAGGAGCUUAGCAAGGUGGCCCGGCACCACCCCGGGGCCAGGCUGGUCCUCCGGCUGUGGACCCAGGACAGAGAGAGCACCUUCCCCCUGAGCAUCAAGUUUGGGGCCAGACUCGAGGAUUGUGAGCACCUGCUCAAAUCUGCCAGGGACCUGGGGGUGGCCGUGGUUGGGGCCAGCUUCCACGUGGGCUCCGACUGCCAGACGCCCCAGAGCUUCCGGCAGGCCAUUGCGGACUGCCGGCACGUGUUUGAGAUGGGCCGCAGGGCCGGGCAUGACAUGAGCGUCCUGGACAUUGGCGGGGGCUUCCCUGGAGCGGAGGGCUCCGAGCCCAAGUUUGAGGAGAUGGCACGAGAGAUCAAGGCCGCCCUUGCCCGGGACUUCCCUGAGGGGAGCGGCGUCGAGGUCAUCGCGGAGCCUGGCCGCUUCUACGCGGCGCCUGUCUGCACGGCAGCAGUCAACAUCAUCGCCAAGAAGUCUGUGCUGGAACCUGGAGGCUGCAGGAGGCUGGUGUACUACCUCAAUGAGGGCCACUAUGGCGCCUUCCGCAUCUUCCACAGGGACUCUGUCCCCAGGGUGCCCAUCGUGGUGAAGGACUUCUGCUCGCAGCCACCCCUGCUCCCGUGCACGCUCUACGGCCCCACGUGCGAUGCCUUCGAUAGGCUCUUCCUGGAGGAGGUGUGGCUGGCCCGGCUGGACGUGGGCGACUGGCUCGUCUUCCCCUCCAUGGGCCCUUCAACGGCUUCCUGCCUGCCCCCGUCUGCCACGCCAUGGACCCCCAGCUCAGGUGUGGGGAGGGGCAGGUGCUGGGGCUGUCACCAGGAGGUGGCGCUGAGCUUUGGGGUCCCAGGCCUGGAGAAUACCUGCCUCCCUGGCAGGACUGUGUGCCUGACGACUGUGACACCGGCCUUUGGGGCUGACGGGGUCACAGACUCCAGGGGCCUGCUGGAGACAGAGAUGGCAGCCCGGGACCUGGCCGGAGAGGAGGGGCCCCAGAUGCCUCGGCCUGCAAGACUUGCGCCGUCACCCGAGCGCCCCCUGCAGGCUGCAUCCCGAAGGCGCGGCACGGUGCAGUUCCUCCCUGAUGCUCAGCAGCCCUGGGCCGUCCAGCAGGGUUUAGGUGAACUACAGGGCCUGCUGGGCGAGAGCACCGGCCUGGCCGCACCUCUCCUGAGGCCUGGGGGUUCCUCAGACCUGGCCUUGGCCCCCAGGAGCCCCCAGCUGGGAAGCUGGAAAGAUGAGAGGCCUGGGAAACAGCUCUGUCCCCUGGAUGUUCACGACGACCCCACUUUGGGGCAGCAGUGCACCCGGCUCACCGGGCUGGCAGCAGCAGAGAAAGGAUUUGGAUUCCACGUUGGUUCUGGGCUCCCGCUUGGAGGCCGCGGGGCCUGGGCCUCGGGCCCCAGAGGGACGAUGAGCAAGCUCUCUGCUGGGGCAGGAAACACGGGCGAGCAGGCCAGCCCCAGACUGGGAACGAACACAGAAUUGAAGUCAGAAACUCAGUUCUACGACAAGGAACCCCAUGCUGUCAGGAACGGCUUCGUCCGUCCGGAGCAGCGCAUGUGCGUGGGUGUUACUGCCGGACCCGUGACACCAGCCGACCCACCAGGAGCAGUAAAGACGCCCAUCGGGAAACUGGGUGAUGAAGGGUGA